Molecule: messenger RNA, 2399 nt
Organism: Salvelinus sp. IW2-2015
Lineage: Eukaryota; Metazoa; Chordata; Actinopteri; Salmoniformes; Salmonidae
Product: inter-alpha-trypsin inhibitor heavy chain H3
Biological process (GO): hyaluronan metabolic process
Molecular function (GO): serine-type endopeptidase inhibitor activity
Source: RefSeq, a predicted model, not a curated record
GCUCCAGUAUAAAAGCAGACAAACACACACACUCUGCCACUUCUCCUUUGAGCUGGGCGGUAGGAAAGAGUUGAGUUUUCUAAGCAGUGAAGUCAGUGUUCAGCUGCAGUUUGGUCAUGUCUGGAGUGUGGACUGUGCUGCUGRUCUUGGGAUGUGUCUUUCUCCCGCCUCUGUCGCAUGGAGCUCUGGUUAUCUCACAGGAUGCCUCCACACCACAGAAAAGAAGUACAGAUAAUGCGGAGGUGGAGGUGUACAGUGUAAAGGUGGACUGUAAGGUUGCUUCUCGUUUUGCUCACACGGUCAUAACCUCCAGUGCUCUGAACAAGGCCAACUCCUCUCAGGAAAUGUUCUUCGAGGUGGAUCUGCCCAAGACCGCCUUCAUCACCAACUUCAGCAUGGAGAUAGAGGGUCAGACGUACACGGGUGAGGUGAAGGCGAAGGAGAAAGCCAAGAAGCAGUAUCAGAAAGCUGUUUCCACAGGGCAGACCGCAGGACUGGUCAAGGCAUCAGGGAGGAAGAUGGAGAAGUUCACUGUGUCUGUGAACAUCGCGGCCAAUAGUAACGUCACCUUCAUUUUGACCCAUGAGGAGUUGCUUCAGCGUAAACUGGGCCAAUACGAGAUCAUGACCCGAGUCAAACCCAAGCAGCUGGUCCAGCACUUUGAGAUUGUGGCAGAUAUCUAUGAACCCCAGGGCAUUGCUUUCCUGGAGGCCUAUGGAACCUUCAUCUCCAACGAGCUUCUCCCCCUGGUGGAGAAAACAGUCACCGACAAAAAGGCACACAUCUCAUUCUGCCCAACACUGGACCAGCAGAGGAAGUGCCRGGGUUGUGAAGGCACCCUGAUUGACGGGGAUUUCUUCAUCAAAUAUGACGUGAACCGAGCUGAGACCAUCGGUGACAUCCAGAUKGUGAAUGGGUACUUUGUGCACUUCUUUGCGCCUCCGGACUUACCCCGAGUUCCAAAAAAUGUGGUGUUUGUGAUCGAUAGGAGUGGGUCAAUGAGCGGAAUCAAAAUGAAGCAGACAAAGGAAGCUAUGCUGACCAUCCUGAAUGACCUGGCUGAGGACGACUACUUCGGCAUUGUCCUAUUUGACMCUAGCAUCUCAACAUGGAAGGAAUCUCUUACCAAGGCCACCAAGGAAAAUGUGUCUGAAGCCCAAAAAUUUAUCCAAGGAAUAACUGAUUUGGGAUCCACUAAUAUAAAUGAUGCUGUGAUGAAAGCUGUGGACAUGAUAAUGAAAGGCAUACGAGACAAGAAGGUCCCGGAGAGGAGUGUGUCUAUUGUUAUCUUAAUGACAGAUGGAAUGCCCAACUCAGGAGAGUCUUCUGUACCACGGAUUCAGGAGAAUGUCCUUCUUGCUAUGGGUGGGAACAUGUCUCUGUUCUGUCUGGGCUUUGGGGAUGACGUGGACUACUCCUUUCUGGAUGUGAUGUCUAGACAGAACCAGGGACUGGCCCGGAGGAUCUACGAGGGCUCUGAUGCCACCGUCCAGCUUCAGGGUUUCUAUGAMGAAGUAGCCAGCCCCCUCCUCUCCGAGGUGGACCUACGUUACCCUGACAACCUGGUGAACUCUCUGACCACCAGUCACUACAAGCAGCUGUUCAACGGCUCAGAGAUUGUGGUAGCUGGCCGYCUCACUGACUAUAGCCUGGAUAACUUCCUGGUGGAGGUGUUUGCACAGGGGUUUGAGGAGGACUUUAUUGUCAAAGGCCAGGCCAGUGCCCAGGAGUGGGACAUACUGUACCCUGAGCAGGAGUAUAUAUUUGGGGACUUCACUGAGCGUCUUUGGGCCUACCUCACCAUCCAAGAACUGUUAAGCAAGAGAGAGACUGGUACUGCGGAGGAGAAGGGGAAUGCCACUGCCCAGGCUCUGGAGAUGUCCCUGCAGUACAGCUUCGUCACCCCCCUUACCUCCAUGGUGGUCACCAAGCCUGAGACUGACGAGGGGCCAGAGGGCCCCCUCAUCGCCAACAAGCUGACCGAGGAUGAAAGGCAGAAAGCCCAGAGAGUUGGUACUUAUGCAGGCUUGCUGAUGAGCAACGCCUGGACGCACAGCAGGAUCUCACCUACAAACUUUGUGGAUGGAGACCCUCAUUUCAUGAUUGAGUUGCCAGAGCAGGAGGAUGCUCUCUGCUUCAACAUAGACGACAAGCCUGGUACCAUCUUCAACCUAGUGAGAGACCAGCUGGCAGGUAUUUUGGUCAAUGGCCAGACCAUUGGGGAUAAGAAAGUGGCCCCUGAUGGCAAAGUGAACACCUACUUCGGUCGCUUUGGCAUCGUUCACCAGGGGCUGGGGGUGAGACUGGAGGUGACCACACAUGACAUCACUGUGUCCCAGGAUGGCAAGCAGGCCAAGCUCUUCUGGUCAGACACCACCUCUCUUAAGGGAGCUAAGUAA